AUGAUGCAAAAUGAGAACAAGAUGGACCACCACUGUCACUUGUAUGGAGGCAAAGACGACAUUCUCAUCAUCCGUAGGGCCCAGGAGUUUAAGAUGACCCUCCAUUUCAACCAGCCCGUAAAUCCCAUUGACAAAUUCCAGAUUGAGUUUUACAUUGGUAAGAACACAUUUUCCACCAAUAUACUAUAAAUUCCUUUCUGUUGGUUAAAAAUGGCAUUACAUGCAUUGUUUGACUGAGGGUGAUGUAUGAAUUACAGUGUUCACCAUUUGGUAAUAGUUUAAAUGAGAGGAGUUGGUGUUUCAGAGGCGAAGGUGCAUCUCAAUAAUACAAUUGUUCCUACCCUAGUCUCCUCUCCGUCAUCUGUGUUUAGCCUCUGUAGCCAAUUAGAACCACUAAUUGAUAAAAGUGCCAAGUUGAAACAAAAACAGAUUAUUGACAUAUUCCCAUCUAAACAUCUGUAACAUCUGUUGAUAGUAAUCUUGGGGUGCCUCCCAAUUCUCCACACUUCUCCCCAAGUCACUUCCCAAUAUGGAUUUAGGGAGUUUCCACCAUUGUUGAAUCCAUGAAAGAGCGUGCACACUUCAGAAGAAGGGUGUAGAAUAGGGACGUGUCCAGGGUCUCUCUCACACAUUAUAUUGAAUGCUUACGUCAUACUCACAGUGGAAUUGAUGAAAAAGGUUGCUGCUCUAUGUGCUCGAUUCAAUCCAUAUUGCGGAAGUUCUGCGUUAAAGCGCGAUUGAAAUUUAAAGGUAAUUUCCGAUUGAGCUGGCAGUGUUUACUGUGAACGCAGUCUCCACAAACGUAGGAACAUUGCCUUUAAAUUUAAAUGGCGCUAUAGCACGGAACUUCUGCGAUAUGGAUUGUAUCGAGCCCUAGGCCCUUUAGUGUCAGCAAUAUGUCAACUAAGUACAAUCAAAGCUGGAACGACAGCAGAGUGACCAUUUUUUAUCUUCAACUGACUUACCUUUUACUUAUGCCUUGAAAAGGCUUUCAUGCUCAAUAUAUUUUUAUCUCCCUGAAUGUGGUGUUCUUCUCUUACAUCUGCUGUGAAAUUCUUAGUCUACUGUGUUCAAAAGGUUUUGAAAAUAGGGAAUAAUAAAAAUAAGCAGACAGAGCGCAAUAUUACACAAAAUAUCCUUUAGCCUACAUUUAUUGGAUUUAAGUGAGAGGUUGCUUGAUAAUUGUGAGGCACUUCUAAAAUAAUGGUGCAAACGGACAUGCAUCAUCCUUGUUGAAAUUAUGAAAGUGUUAUGAAGAUACAGUAUGUGAAUUGAUUUAUGUGCAGCUACAGCAGCUUACUAGUAGCAGCCUAGUAAUCCAUCUGCAGUUAAUGGUUUGCAGUGGUGUAAAGUAACUAAGUAAAAAAUACUUUGAAGUACUACUUAAGUACAUUUUUUCCCUGAGUAGCUGUACUUUAUUAUUUAUAUUUUUGACAACUUUCGACUUUUACUCCACUAUAUUCCUAAAGAAAAUAAGUACUUUUUACUCCCAUACAUUUUCCCUGACAGCCAAAAUUACUUUUCGAAUGCUCAGGCAGGACAGAAAUAUGGUCCAUUUCACGUACCUAUCAAUGUAACGUGUUGUCAUCCCUACUGCCUCUGAUCUGAUGGACUCACUAAACACAAAUUCUGCAUUUGUAAAUUAUGUGUGAGAGUUGGUGUGCUCCUGGUUAUCCGUCAAUUAAAAAAAACAAGAAAAUGCCGUCUGGUUUGUUUAAUAUAAGGAAUUUGAUGUAUAGCCUUUACUUUGUACUUUUACCCAAGUAUGACGAUUGAGUACUUGUUCCACUACUGAUGGUUUGUUGAAUUUCUGGUCCCCUUUAUUGCAGUUGCACUGCACAGACUACCGCCUAUCUUCUGUAAUGUUGUGGUGAUAUUGAACAGACCUCGACUUGUGUUGGUUGAUGUGCUGUUAACUCAACUGUUUUUUUUUACAGUACAGAAAAUUAUCAGGUAUUUAUAAAAUAAAUGUCAUGGUAACACAGUAAUUACACAGUACUAACUUGUGAUUUACUUGCUUUGUUUCAUCAAGACUCAUUACAACAAGUAGCAACUUGGUACCAUUUGUUACCAACUGAGGUUAAUUAUUUGACGAAUGUACCAGAAAGUAUCAGUUGUUACCACAUAGUUUAUAUUGAAUACUAAGCUAGUACCAGUGAAAACAUGAGUGUCUACAUGUGUUGACGUUUCCCCUGUCAUGUCACCUUCUCCCUCAGGUAUCGAUGCCAACGUGUUGAAUGGCACAAAGGUUAUCGUCUCCUUUGACAGCUCGCAAAAUGUGAAUUGGACCGGCCGCAUGAUACAGCAACUAGGGGAUGAGUGCGUGGUGGGAAUCACCCCUUCCGCAAACGCCAUCAUCGGAAAGUACUACACGAAUGUGGCGGUCAUCGGUUCCAAUGAAAUCUCCAGGACACCAAAGGACACUGGAACAGACUUCUACCUCCUGUUCAACGCCUGGGCGUCCAGUGAGUGGAAUCUAUGUGGAUUUUUGUUUGUCCUCUGAGGACCGCUUAAGAUAAGAUAAAAAACAUAUGCAUUAUACACCCCUUACGGGACAAACCAAAUGAUUUCACAUGUGGAAAAUCACAUGAAUUCACAUGUGAAAUUCCACAUGUUAAAUUAUGUGAAUCUAUGUGUUUUUGGAACACUUAACGUGAUGAUAUUUCACAUGAAGUUUCACAUGUGGAUUUUUACGUGAUCCCCUAACCUUUCACAUGCGGAUUCAAAUAACGAGAUUUCACAGGUGAUGCCUCUGCAAACAAAAAUGUGUCGUUAGGAUACAUACACAAACAGUGCUUUGAAUAUACUUCUCCCAUGGGCAAAGACACUCAAAAGGGGUGAUGAUAUUAAUUGACAGUAAUUUCGAUCCGAAUGUGCAAAUUGUCCAAACAGAUACGCAAGGUAGAUGGAUUAUUUUAAAUAUGUUAUUGGACCAUGAACAGAUAUGGCUCAUUAACCUUUACAGACCAAAUAAUGAUGAUCCACACUUCUUUGACAAUAUAUAUAAUGAAUUAUCAACUCUGCAAGCAAUUCAAGACUAUUAUUAUGGUGGGAGAUUAUAAUACCGUUUUAAAUAGCUCAAUGGACCGUAAAGGAAAUCACACUACAAACAAUUACCCUCAUGCUCUUAAGGAAAUCGUGAAUGUCAUGGAUACAUUAGAACUAGUAGAUAUAUGGAGGCUUAAAUAUCCUGAUCUAGUGAGAUAUACAUGGCGGAGACUCAAUCAAGCUAGUCGUCUUGACUACUUUCUUAUGUCAUUCUCGUUGGCACCAAAAGUUUUAAAAGUGUUGAUAGGGGACAGAAUGCGGUCGGACCAUCAUAUAAUUGGCAUAUACAUUACUCUUACUGAAUUUCCACGUGGGCGAGGAUAUUGGAAAUUUUAUCAAAGCCUAUUGGAUUAUAACUUGUUUUUAACUAGGACAGAGGAAUUUAUAACAGAUUUUUUUCCCCGACAUAAUAUACGUACAGCAAAUCCCCUUAUUGUAUGGGACACCUUUAAAAUGUAUCUUUAGAGGCCAUGCAAUUCAGUAUUCAUCUCGAAAACAAAAGCAAUUUAGGUCAAAAGAGUCCACACUAACAAAGGAAAUAGAAGGUCUAACAGAACAGAUAGAUAGCAAUAAAAACCGUAACAGAGGAAAAACAAAAAGAAAUGGAGAAACUUAUUCAAGAAAUAUCAAGUGUAAUGUAUUAUAAAACUUGAUGGAAUAUGGGGAAAAAUGCACCAAAUUCUUUUUUAAUCUUCAACGUAGGAAUGCUACCAAAAAUGUUUUAUUGAAACUGGUUACAAAUGACGGAGUCACCCAUGAUUCACCAAAUUAUAUUUUGAAGUAGGAAAUAAAGUACUUUAAGCAUAUGUUUUCGUUUCAGUCGCCUCCAUCUCCUCUAACUAUAGAAAAUUGUAGAGAUUUUUUUCUAUUGAUAAUGUAAAAUUAACAGCCAUACAGAAAGACUAAUGUGAAGGUGAAAUUACAGAGGAGGAACUUCUGGGUGCAAUUAAAGACUUUAAGUCUGGGAAAACUCCAGGGUUGGAUGGCAUACCAGUCGAGGUAUACCAAACCUUUUUUGAUAUACUAAGAGGACCGUUAUUAGCAUGUUUUAACCACUCCUAUGUAAAUGGUAAAUUAUCAGACACUCAAGAAGGUCUGAUUUCAUUAUUACUGAAACAGGAUACAAGUGGAAAAUAUAAAAAUCCAGUACAUUUAAAAAAAUUGGAGGCCUCUUACAUUUCAGUGUUGUGAUGCAAAAAUUCUAGCAAAAUGUAUAGCGCAUAGAAUUAAAAAAGGUAUUGUCGGACAUUAUUCAUUCUAAAUCAGACAGGUUUUUUACAUGGGCAAUACAUUGGAGAUAAUAUAAGGCAAGUACUGGAAACAAUAGAACACUAUGAAAAAUCUGGGAAACCAGGCCUACUAUUCAUAGCAGACUUCGAAAAGGCAUUUGAUAAAGUACGACUCGGGUUUAUAUAUAAAUGCCUGGAGCAUUUCAAUUUUGGACAAUCUCUUAUCAAUUGGGUUAAAAUCAUGUAUAGUAACCCUAGGUGUAAAAUAGUAAAUAAUGGUAAUUUCUCAGAAAGUUUUAAACUGUCAAGUGGAGUGAAACAAGGUUGUCCACUAUCGGCAUAUCUAUUUAUUAUUGCCAUCGAGAUGUUAGCUAUUAAAAUCAGAACCAACAAUAAUAUCAAGGGAUUAGAAAUCCAGGGCUUAAAAACAAAGGUGUUAUUGUACGCUGAUGAUUCAUGUUUUCUUUUAAAUCCACAACUUGAAUCCCUCCACAGCCUCAUAGAGGAUCUAGAUACAUUUUCUAACCACUCUGGAUUACAACCAAAUUAUGAUAAAUGUACUAUAUUAGGUAUUGGAUCACUAAAAAAUACAAUUUUUACAUUACAUGUAGUUUACCAAUAAAAUGGUCUGAUGGUGAUGUGGAUAUACUCGGAAUACAUAUCCCAAAUGAAAUAAAUGAUCUCACUCCAGUAAAUUUUAAUAGAAAGUUAGCAAAAAUAGAUAAGAUCUUGCUACCUGUCAAUUUGUGGAAAAAUCACCCUGAUUAAAUCUUUAGUAUUAUCCCAGUUUACCUACAGUGAGGGAAAAAAGUAUUUGAUCCCCCUGCUGAUGUUGUACGUUUGCCCACUGACAAAGAAAUUAUCAGUCUAUAAUUUUGAUGGUAGGUUUAUUUGAACAGUGAGAGACAGAAUAACAACAAAAAAAUCCAGAAAAACGCAUGUCAAAAAUGUUAUAAAUUGAUUUGCAUUUUAAUGAGGGAAAUUAGUAUUUGACCCCCUCUCAAUCAGAAAGAUUUCUGGCUCCCAAGUGUCUUUUAUACAGGUAACGAGCUGAGAUUAGGAGCACAGUCUUAAAGGGAGUGCUCCUAAUCGCAGCUUGUUACCUGUAUAAAAAGACACCUGUCCACAGAAGCAUUCAAUCAAUCAGAUUCCAAACUCUCCACCAUGGCCAAGACCAAAGAGCUCUCCAAGGAUGUCAGGGACAAGAUUGUAGACCUACACAAGGCUGGAAUGGGCUACAAGACCAUCGCCAAGCAGCUUGGUGAGAAGGUGACAACAGUUGGUGCGAUUAUUUGCAAAUGGAGAAACACAAAAGAACUGUCAAUCUCCCUCGACCUGGGGCUCCAUGCAAGAUCUCACCUCGUGGAGUUGCAAUGAUCAUGAGAACAGUGAGGAAUCAGCCCAGAACUACACGGGAGGAUCUUGUCAAUGAUCUCAAGGCAGCUGGGACCAUAGUCACUAAGAAAACAAUUGGUAACACACUUCGCCGUGAAGGACUGAAAUCCUGCAGCGCCCGCAAGGUCCCCCUGCUCAAGAAAGCACAUAUACAGGGCCGUCUGAAGUUUGCCAAUGAACAUCUGAAUGAUUCAGAGGAGAACUGGGUGAAAGUGUUGUGGUCAGAUGAGACCAAAAUCGAGCUCUUUGGCAUCAACUCAACUCGCCGUGUUUGGAAGAGGAGGAAUGCUGCCUAUGACCCCAAGAACACCAUCCCCACCGUCAAACAGGGUGGUGGAAACAUUAUGCUUUGGGGGUGUUUUUCUGCAAAGAGGACAGGACAACUUCAUCUCAUCAAAGGGACAAUGGACGGGGCCAUGUACCGUCAAAUCUUGGGUGAGAACCUCCAUCCCUCAGCAGGGGCAUUGAAAAUGGGUCGUGGAUGGGUAUUCCAGCAUGACAAUGACCCAAAACACACGGCCAAGGCAACAAAGGAGUGGCUCAAGAAGAAGCACAUUAAGGUCCUGGAGUAGCCUAGCCAGUCUCCAGACCUUAAUCCCAUAGAAAAUCUGUGGAGGGAGCUGAAGGUUCGAGUUGCCAAACGUCAGCCUCAAAACCUUAAUGACUUGGAGAAGAUCUGCAAAGAGGAGUGGAACAAAAUCCCUCCUGAGAUGUGUGCAAACUUGGUGUCCAACUACAAGAAACGUCUGACCUCUGUGAUUGCCAACAAGGGUUUUGCCACCAAGUAUUGUCAUGUUUUGCAGAGGGGUCAAAUACGUAUUUCCCUCAUUAAAUUGCAAAUCAAUUUAUAACAUUUUUGACAUGCGUUUUUCUGGAUUUUGUUGUUGUUAUUCUGUCUCUCACUGUUCAAAUAAACCUACCAUUAAAAUUAUAGACUGAUCAUGUCUUUGUCAGUGGGCAAACGUACAACAUCAGCAGGGGAUCAAAUACUUUUUUCCCCUCACUGUAUUUACUUAUGGUCUUGCUUACGCCUAGCAAACAGUUUUUUAAAAUUAUGAGAAAUAUUCAAUUUUAUUUGGAACGGCAAGCCAGACAAAAUUAAUACGGGCCUAUUUAUAUAAUGAAUAUGAAUUCAGAGGACAGAAAUAAUUAGAUAUUAAAGCAUUAGACCCAUCAAUAAAAGCUUCAGUCAUACAAAAGUUAUAAUUAAAUCCGAACUGGUUCUCUAGCAAAUUAGUAAGAUUGUCUCAUCCAAUGUUCAAGAAUGGCCUUUUUCCCUUUAUUCAGAUUACAACCUCUCACUUUCAGAUAUUUAAAAAGGAAAUAAUCUCCCAAAUAUCACUAUUUCUAAAACAAGCCAUAGAAAGUUGGUUGCAAUUUCAAUUUAAUUGUCCAGAAACGACAGAACAAGUAAUGUAACAAAUAUUGUGGUUAAACUCAAAUAUACAAAUUAUAGUCUUUGUAAAUGAUAUCAUCGGUAGGACUGGUGGAGUUGUCGCACAUGCAGCUAACAAAAACAUAUGGAAAUGUCUGCUCUACCCAAAAUUACAACCAAAUAAUUGCAGCAUUACCGCAAAAAUGGAGAAGGAAAGUGGAAGGGUGGGGAAAGUAAGGAACUUGUCUGUCAGCCUUGCAUUAAAUAAUAUAAUUGGUUAAAGAAAAUUGUGAUAAAUAAAAAAGUAUACCAGUUUCAUUUAAGGACCAAAGGAUUGACAGCCAUCCCAUAUAGAUUGCUAAAUAGUUGGGAAGAGAUUUGACGUACCGAUUCCAUGGCAUAGUGUUUAUGAAUUGAUACGCAAAAUGACGCCGGAUUCAAAAAUGUAGAAUUUUUCAAUUUAAAUUAUUAUAUACAAUUCUUGCUACCUAUAGAAUGUUAUUUAUAUGGGGGAUACAAUCUUCCCAGCUCUGCAGAUUUUGCUGCGAAGAGACAGAAUCAUUAGAUCAUUUGUUUUGGUACUGUCCAUUUGUAGCUUGUUUUUGGACACAGGUCCAGGAAUGGCUAAAGGAUUGCAAUAUUUACCUGGAGCUAACCCUGCAGAUAGCACUACUGGGUGAUCUGAAAAGUCAUAUAGUCAAUCGAUCAAUAAUAUAAUAAUACUUUUUGCAAAAAUGUUUAUUUUCAAUUUACGAUCUGUAGAAACAUUGAAAAUAGAAAGGUUCAGAACUUUUGUAAAACAUCACAGUACAGUUGAAAAAUAUAUGGCAAAUAGAAGUCCAAUAUGGAUGGUGUUAAGAGAUAGAUGGGAGGUGUUGAAUGGAGCUGAAGGAUGGACUAAUAACAACAACAAGAUAACUAAUGUAAAGCAUACUGUGUCCAUAAUAAGUAUAUAGGUUAUAGGUUGAGAGCUUUUGUGAAAGAGCACAGUUAGAAAGAUAUGGCACAUAGAAUCAAACCAGAUGGACAUCAUGAAAAUGAUCGGAGGAAGUUCAGGAGUAAAAACAAACAAAUUAUAAUUAUUGUAGAAUUUGACUGUGUCCAUAAAAUGUGUAUGGGCUGGAAGUAGAGGCCUAAGCGUUUACUCCAAUUGGGGAAGGGGUGGUGGGGUUGGAAAGUAAUGAAGGGAAAUAUAUUUUAAAAAAGGAUAUAUGUGUGUGUAUAUAUAUAUAUAUAUAUAUAUAUAUAUAUAUUUGCAAGAAGAAAAAAAACAUAUGGGAGAUUGGAAGUGAUGCAGACAAUUACAUUGAUGGAAGUUACAAUCUAUCUGAAAUAUCCUCACCUGGGAUAUGAACUCACAACCUCUUAGUUGAAGGUAUUCCAAUCUUCCUGCUACGCCACCAUGUCUGUGUCAAUGACUGAUUUCACCUGUAUUGCAACACUUUGGACUUAAGUAAAGUAAAUCUCAGCAUUGUUAAAAAUAUUAUAUUUACAAUAAUAAUAUGCCCCACCAACAUAAGACAACUAAACAGAAAACCCCUCACAUCAUCAAUGAUGAGAGAAUAGUCAGAUGGCACUCGUUUGUUAAGUGCAGAGAUGUAUUAUAGGCAAUGAAUGUGUAGAGGAAUGCUAUUGACUUUGCGGCGCAGCAGAAAGAUCAGCGUACCCCAAAUCCAGAGGUUGUGAGUUCAAAUCCCAGGUGGGGUCAUUUUGAAAAGUCAGUACUAAGUGAUCAUGUCAAAUGUAAUCAUAUUGUCAUUGUUUAAAUACUUUUACACUAUUUUAGCUGAACAUUGUACCACUUACUUUGAAACCCCCAUAUUGUUUCAUUCCCUUUACAAAAAAAAAGUGUGUGAAAUCACAUUUUUACUUGCGAAAUAGCUGUUUUCACAUGCUGAGGUGAAAUUUUCACAUGUAAAAAAAAAAAAAAAAAAAAAAAAAAAAAGACACACCAUAUGUGAAACUGCUAAUUAAAACACUGCACCACCUAUAGUUCAUAUUAACACCACCUUUUCACGAGGAAAAUAACACUUCUUCACGUCACGUGAAUUGAAGAUUCUAACUCUCAAACGUGGAAUUGCAUUUUCACAUGUGAAAAACUUUCACUUGAAAAUCAAAUUAGCAUUCUUGCGUUGAAAUUUUGCAUCCCCAUGUUGUCACAUUCAUGUCACAAGAUCAUGUUUUCACAUGUGUAGUUUCAUGUUAUCACAUGUUGCUUUUACAUGUUGCCACAAGUUAUCACAUUAACUUCACAUAAGAAACACAUGUUAUCAAGUGUAAAUCAUGUUGGUUUUUCUGUAAGGGACAUUAAUAAAAUGAACACUGCCUAAAUAGGUGUCAGACAACUAUGGGACUGCUCAGUAACAUCCCAGGGAAUUCGCUGCCCCAAUGCAUGUGUCAUUUUUAACAUACUGUAAUGCCCACUUUAGAGGAUUCGGAGAGUGGAACAUCCGCUAUAUGAAAGCUAAGACUUGGACAAUAGUAUUCAAUGAUGAACCCUUUUUUUCAAUUUUUGCCUAAAAUGACAUACCCAAUUCUAACUGCCUGUAGCUCAGGACCUGAAGCAAGGAUAUGCAUAUUCUUGAUACCAUUUGAAAGGAAACACUUUGAAAUAUGUGGAAAUGUGAGGAGAAUAUAACACAUUAGAUCUGGUAAAAUAUAUAUAUUUUUUUCCAUCAUCUUUGAAAUGCAAGAGAAAGGACACAGUAUAAUAUUGCAGUUUAGGCACAAUUUAGAUGUUGGCCACCAGAUGGCAGCAGUGUGUGUGCAAAGUUUAAGAUUGAUCCAGUGAAGCAUUGCAAUACUGGACUAUUUUGUAUAAAGUCUGCCCAAAUGUGCCGAAUUGGUCAAUUGAUACAUUUUCAAGUACAUAACUAUGGAGAACAUACAAAAAUGAUAUGGGAAUACAAAAUGUAAGUUUACACACCCAGGAAUGUCAUACAUGAUGGAUCAUUAGCUUAUACACUAACUUUCACACAUCUAGAUGGCCGGGUGGGGUGGGUGUGGAGCCAGUUACAGCAGGGGUUCAAACUGUAAAACCCAGUUCCUACAUUUGAAUAUAAAAAUGGAUUUUAUCAAACAAAACUAUGCUACAUUUUAUCUCUGGGACCCUUAGGAUGACAAAUCAGAGCAAGAUUACUGAAUGUAAGUACAUUAUUUACCUUCAGAGGUGAAUGUAUCAAACGUUUUUGUUGUUGUGCACUCUCCUCAAACAAUAGCAUGGUAUUCUUUCACAGUAAUAGCUACUGUAAAUUGGACAGUGCAGUUAGAUUAACAAGAAUGUAAGCUUUCUGCCCAUAUAAGACAUGUCUAUGUCCUGGAAAGUUUGCUGUUACUUACAACAGUCAUGCUAAUCACAUUAGCGCACGUUAGCUCAACAGUCCUGUAUAGGGGACACCGAUCCCGUAGAGGUUAACCAACCAAACCAUCGAAGUCCACGAGGAUCAGGUGCGGUCCGCAUGCACACAGCAGGCCCACAGUCAUAUGGGAAACGCAUCCCCAAUGCCUCCUUCGGUCCCACAUUCACAAGUCACUCACAAAAACAGUAGCCGGUAGCAUAGUUCUCCCACGCAGCACACAGGUAGGCAGCUCCAUCCAUCCCAUAUGGAUAACCAGCCGAUCGGAGAGCAGAGUUCUCCCACUCGAGCGCGCCUCCAUGCAGCCACAUAGUUAGAAUUGUUGUUGCAUCCAAGUUGUAGAAUCCAAGGCUCGAGACAGUCCAGAAUGGCGGGAGAAACCCCAUUCCCAUUACGUCCACAAAGCAAAAGAAAGGUCCAAUAUGUGUAAAAGUCAGGGUAAAAUGUACUUAGUUGGUAAUGACGUUUCAGACAUGGGUUCUAAUAAAGCUAGCAGUGAGUGAGAGACAGCUGCCCACGCUCCUCUUCGUAUGCUAACUCCACAGGGCUAGUAGUGGGCCUGGCUAGCAUGUAUGCAGCCUAGCGUGGUCACAUCACUUAAGUCCAGCGAUAACUUCCGAAUACAUAGGUUCCACAGACGUAAAAAACGCUCAAAAACACAGCUGCCACCAAUGUAAUGCGCCAUUAGGAGGGUUUGGAUAGUGGAACAUCAGUUGUAUGAAAACUAAGACUUGGACACCAGACAGUAUACGGAGCUCAACUGGAUGUGACUUCAUUCCAGGACAUGCGACCACCAUCUCAAUUAGUUCACGUGACAGGGAUGCAUUUUUAAACACAGGUCAGGCAUUAGUAAUAAAUGAUGAACAUCCAAUUCUCAUAUUUACAAUGCUUAUGGUCAAUUAUUUGGACAAUUGAAGAAUGUAGUCACAUCUAAAGUAACAAAUUACCAGAUUCUGGUAAUGAGGCUGCAAUUUAUUUAUCAUUUCUUUAGAUGAUGAAGUGUACAUGCCCAACGAGGAAGACAGGGGGGAGUACGUGAUGAACGACAAUGGCUGCAUAUACCAAAUGGAAUCAGGGGGUGGAAGGCAAUGGUUUUAUGGUCAGGUACAGUAAAAUACUACAUACUCACGCCCCACGCACACACUGAUCAGAUGCUGCAAUAUACUGUAUACUUUACACACACAUUUACAGUUGUCAAUAUUGUUCCUUUUUUGAGGCUGGAGGCUCUAUUUCUCUCUUGUAGUUUGAGGAAGGGAUUCUCGAUGCCUGUAUCAAAAUCUUGGAUGACUCACACAUGCCUCUAGAAAACAGAGGCGAUGCUGUCAAAGUCUGCAGGAUAGGAGCUGCAAUGGUGAGUGAUAUUUGCAGAUAACAUAAGCACACUACAUAAAUUCCAAAAUGAGCCCUAGUAUAAGCACUGAGAAGAGCCAAGUGCUUUUCACAACCACAAGACAUACCAAGCAUUUAACCUGUACUUCAGUCUGCAUCCACAUAAUGUGAUUUGCAGUAGAUACUGUACAUAUUGAAUGAGAUAUUGCCUCAUUUGCUUAUUUUUAUAUAAUAUUUCAGGAAAAAGUGUUUUAAAAAAGGUGUAUUGUGUCUACAUUCAACUGGAUGAUUGUGAUAUGAAUAAAGGAAAAAUUGUCCCUGUUAGUGAUGUGGUACCGGCCUUAAUUAAACACACAAUUUCGUUUUGCAUGCUUUUAUCAACUUACUCUGAACAUUUAAUUUCAAACUAACAUAUCCUUAUGCCUGGGGCACUAAUCUGUUUUUUUGGUCAAUAUUUUUCCAUUCCUUGUGGAACCAGAUGAACUCCCAAGAUGACCACGGGGUCUUGGUGGGCAACUGGAGUGAUGACUACUCCCUUGGCACUGCACCAACCUUCUGGAUUGGCAGCGACAAGAUCCUGCUCCAGUACGCCAACCAAGGGCCUGUCAGCUAUGCCCAGUGCUGGGUCUAUGCAGGGACAUUCAACACCUGUGAGUGCCCCAUAAAAUACCCUUUUCAUUUUCAAAUUCAGUCAACUUUAUUAUGCCCACCCCACACCAUUGGUCACGUCUUCCAAAUCACCUGUGAUUUGCACUGAGGGAUUGAUGGUCAAUAGAAAACAUGCCCAUCCAGUUAUAAACUGCAGUUUUCAACUAAGAAAAGGUUGCCUUUACAAAAAUAAAAUUGAUUAGCUUUAAUAUUGCAGAUGGAUUGUGGCUUCCAUCAAUGUAAUUGUCUGCAUCAUUUCCAAUCUCCCAUAAUUAUUUUUUGUAAAUAUAUACAUAAAAUAUACAUAGUGUGGCAGAUCAGGGGGUGUUGUCAAGACGUUUACACUGAUCAGACCCAAGUGUGAUAGCUUGGUUUCAAGGGUGUUUAUUUAAAUAAUAAAGAAAGAGAAUGGAAUACCGUCUUCUGGGCUCCAGGGUAACAAACAGAGCUCCCUCCAUUGUCUGGUCCUGAGCACGACUAUACGGGAGCAACCUCUCUUCCCCAGUCCCAACCUCGCAUGUGCUGCCCUUCUGGCAACUUUAUGGGACACGUCCGGCUGGUGAGCAAUCAGCCCCUUGAUUACUCACCAACCUCAAAUCAACCCUAAUUAGUCCUGGCCGGAGAGCCCGUCAAGACCUGGCAUGUCCAGCAGACAAUUACAUUGAUGGAAGCCACAAUCCAUCUGCAAUAUUAAAGCUGAUCAAAUUUUUUUUUGUAAAGGCAACCUUUUCUUAGUUGAAAACUGCAGUUUAUAACUGGAUGGGCAUGUUUUCUAUUGACCAUCAAUCCCUCCAGCAGGUGGCUAACCUGUAGUAUGCCACAAUAUAUAUUUGUACAAAUAUAUUUUCCUUUAUUAUUUUCCCCUACCACCCCUCCACUAAUUGGAGUAAACUAAUGGACAACAACACUUAGGCUUCUACUUCCAGCUUAUAUAUACUAUAUACAUUUUACAGACACAGUAUAUUUUAUAAUAGCUAUCUUUUGUUUGUUUUUAGUCCCAUCCUUCAGCUACCCUCAACUAUCUGAAGACCAUCCAGUUUUGAUUUCUAUAUGCCAUAUAUUUUUCAACUGUGCUGUUUCACAAAAGUUCUGAACCUUUCUAUUCUCAUAGUUUCUACAGAUUGUAAGUUAAAUAUAAAAUGUUUUGCUAAGGGUAUUAUUAUAUUAUUGAUUUAUUGACUAUGGCUUUUUAAAAAUCACCCAGCAGUGCUAUUUGCAGAGUUAGUAAUUCUUCAGCCAUUCCUGAACCUGCGACCAAAAACAAGCUACAAAUGGACAGUACCAAAACAAAUUAUCUAAUUAUUCUGUCUCUUUGCAGCAAAAUCUGCAGAGCUGGGAUAGUUGUAUCCCCCAUAUAUACAGUAUUACAUUCUAUUGGUUGCAAUAAUUUUGUAUAAUAAUUUAAAUUGAAAAACUAAGUUUAGAAUCCAGCGUCGUUUUGCAUAUCAGUACAUAAACCAUGUGCCAUGCAAUCGGUACAUCAAAAAUCUAUUUUCAACUAUUUUGCCAUCUAUAUGCACAGCUCUAAAUGAAACUGAUAUACUUUUUUUUAUACAUCACCAUUUUCUUUAACCAAUGUUGGUCUUUAACAAGUUCCGACAGACAAGUUCCUUACUUUCUCCCAUUUCCACUUGCCUCUUCCAUUUUUGCGGUGAUGCUGCAAUUAGUUGGUUGUAAUUUUUAGAAGAGCAGACAUUUCCAUAUAUUUGUGUUAGCUGCAUAUGUGAUAACUCCACCAGUCCAGUUAAACAUUUUUCCAAAUAUAUAAUUGUUUUGAUCAAAUAGCAUAUUUGAGUUUAACCAUAAUAUUUGUUCUGUAUUUUCUGGUGGAUUAAACUGAAAUUGCUACCAACUUUAUAUUGCUUUUUUUAAAAAUAGUGAUAUUUUGGAGAUUAUUUCAUUUUCAUAUAACUGAAAGUGAGAGGUUGUAAUCUGAAUAAAGGGAAAAAGGCCAUUCUUGAACAUGGGGAGACAUUCUUACUAAACUGCCAGAGAACCAGUAUGGCUUUAAGUAUACUGUAACUUUUGUAUAACUGAAGCCUUUAGUGAGAGGUCUAAUGCUUUAAUAUUGAAUCAUUUCUGCCCUCUGAAUUAAUAUUCAUUAUAUAAAUAGGCCCGUUUAAUUUUGUCUGGCUUGCCAUUCCAAAUAAAGUGGAAUAUUAUUUGCUCAUAUAAUUUCAAAAGCAAGUCGCUAGGUGAAGGCAAGGCCAUAAGCAAAUAAGUAAACUGGGAUAUGACUAAAGAGUUAAUCAGGGAGAUUUUUCCACAAAUAGACAGGUAUUUUCCUUUCCAUGGUAGCAAGAUCUUAUCUAUUUUUGUUAACUUUUUCUUAAGAUUUAUUGACGUGAGAAUUUCUAUGAAUACCGAGUAUGUCCACUUUACCGUCAGACCAUUUUAUUGAUAAACUACACGGUAAUGUAAAAGUUAAAUUUUUUAGUGAUCCAAUAAGUAAUAUAGUACACUAAUCAUAAUUUGGUUGUAAUCCAGAGAGGUUAGGAAAAUUAUCUAGAUCCUCUAAGAGGCUGUGGAGGGAUCCAAAUUGUGGAUUUGAAAGAAAACAUGAAUCAUCAGCGUACAAUGCCAUCUUUGUUUUUAAGUCCUGGAAUUCUAGCCCCUUGAUAUUAUUGUUGGAUCGGAUUUGAAUAGCUAACAUUUCGAUGACCAUCUUUUUUUACUCCUUUUGACGGUUUAAUACUUUCUGAGAAGUAGCCAUUAUUUCAUACCUAGGGUUACUAUACAUAACUUUAACCCAUUGUAUAAGAGAUUCUCCAAAAUUGAAAUAUUACAGGCAUUUAUACAGUGCCUUCGGAAAAUAUUCAGACCCCUUGACUUUUUCCAAAUGUUGUUAUGUUACAGCCUUAUUCUAAAAUUGAUUGACACACAAUAACCCAUAAUGACAAAGUAAAAAGGUUUUUAGAAAUCUUUGCAAAGUUAUAAAAAAUAUAAAAACAUUGAAAUAUCACAUUUACAUAAGUAUUCAGACCCUUUACUCAGUACUUAGUUGAAGCACCUUUGGCAGCGUUUACAGCAUAGAGUCUUCUUGGGUAUGAUGCUACAAGCUUGGCACAUCAGUAUUUGGGGAAUAUCUCCCAUUUUUCUCUGCAGAUCCUCUCAAGCUCUGUCAGAUUGGAUGGGGAGUGUCGCUGCACAGCUAUUUUCAGGUUUCUCCAGAGAUGUUCGAUCAGGUUCAAGUCCGGGCUCAAUCCGGGCUCUGGCUGGGUCACUCAAGGACAUACAGAGACUUGUCCUGAAGCCACUUCCGCGUUGUCUUGACUGUGUGCUUAGGGUUGUGGUCCUGUUGGAAGGUGAACCGUCGCCUCAGUCUGAGGUCCUGAGCACUCUGGAGUGGGUUCACACCCUUUGCUAUGAGACUCGAAAUUGAGCUCAGGUGCAUCCGGUUUCCAUUGAUCCUCCUUGAGAUGUUUCUACAACUUGAUUGGAGUCCACCUGUGGUAAAUUCAAUUGAUUGGACAUGAUUUGGAAAAGGCACACACGUGUCUAUAUAAGGUCCCACAGUUGAAAGUGCAUCUCAGAGCAAAAACCAAGCCAUGAGGUUGAAGGAAUUGUCCGUAGAGCUCCGAGACAGGAUUGUGUCAAGGCACAAAUCUGGGGAAGGGUACCAAAACAUAUCUGCAGCAUUGAAGGUCCCCAAGAACACAGUGGCCUCCAUCAUUCUUAAAUGGAAGGAGUUUGGAACCACCAAGACUCUUCCUAGAGCUGGCCGCCCGGCCAAACUGAGAAGUCAGGGGAGUAGGGCCUUGGUCAGGGAGGUGACCAAGAACCCGAUGGUCACUCUGACAGAGCUCCAGAGUUCCUCUGUGGAGAUGGGCGAACCCUCCAGAAGGAUAACCAUCUCUGCAGCACUCCAGCAAUCAUGCCUUUAUGGUAGAGUGGCCAGACGGAAGCCACUGCUCAGUAAAAAGGCACAUGACAGCCCGCUUGGAGUUUGCCAAAAGGCACCUAAAGGACUCUCAGCCCAUUAGAAAAGGUUCUCUGGUCUGAUGAAACCAAGAUUGAACUAUUUGGCCUGAAUGCCAAGCGUCACGUCUGGAGGAAACCAGGCACCGCUCAUCACCUGGCCAAUACCAUCCCUACGGUGAAGUAUGGUAGUGGCAGCAUCAUGCUGUGGGGAUGUUUUUUAGCGGCAGGGACAGGGAGACUAGUCAGGAUUGAUGGAAAGAUGAACGAAGCAAAGUAAGGAGAGAUCCUUGAUGAAAACCUGCUCCAGAGUGCUCAGGACCUCAGACUGGGUGGUGAAGGUUCAUCUUCCAACAGGACAACGACCCUAAGCUCACAGCCAAGACAACGCAGGAGUGGCUUCGGGACAAGUCUCUGAAUGUCCUUGAAUGGCCCAGCCAGAGCCUGGACUUAAACCCGAUCGAACAUCUCUGGAGAGACCUGAAAAUAGCUGUGCAGCGACGCUCCCCAUUCAACCUGACAGAGCUUGAGAGGAUCUGCAAAGAAGAAUGGUAGAAACUCCCCAAAUACAGUUGUGCCAUGUUUGUAGCGUCAUACCCAAGAAGACUCGAGGCUGUAAUCGAUGCCAAAGAUGCUUCAAACAAAGUACUGAAUAAAUGGUCUGAAUACUUAUGUAAAUGUGAUUUACGUUUUUUAGCAAAAAUUUCAAAAAAUCUGUUUUUGCUUUGUCAUUAUGGGGUAUUGUGUGUAGAUUGAUGAGAUGCAUUUAUAUGACUAAAAUGUAAACAUAAAUAUUUACUUAGUAUGUUUGUAGCUUGUUAGGAUCAAAAUAAAUAUAAAGGAGCAAAGCCCAGAUAAGAAGUUAGAGGAAAACCCACCUCAGUCUUCUGAAAACCUAACCCCUGGCAUAGGGUUUUACUUCUCUGUGGGACAAUUAAAAUUGUUUUAUGCAAAAGACACACCAGAAUGAAUUUCCAAGAGGUGUUGAGUGUUCCUGAGUGUCUAGUCUAAGUCCAGAUUUAAAUCUGCUUAAAACAUCAGAGACAAUGUUUAUAUAUUGCUGUCCAUUAAUGAUCCCCUACCAAAUCUGCUGUGCUUGAUCAAUUUUGACAAACUAUGGAUAUAUGUUGCCCUAAGUGUUGCAAAGUUGAACUAAGAAUUGGUUGAAUGUUAAUGAAAAUAAUUCAGAGCUUUAAAAUCUGCCAAAGAUGCUUCCAUCAAGUAUUAUCUCAGGGGGGUGGAGAUUCAUCCAAUUAUGAUAUAUGUUUUCAUCCUAUAGAGGCCAUUUGUUUUCUAAGAGUCAGUCCCUUAGGGAUAUGAGUUAUUUUGAGAUGAUUAGCAUCUGUGCUAUCUAGAUUAGAACAUGCUAACAGGAGUCCUACCAUUCCCAUUGUUUUGCAUCCAUAAAUCAGUGGAGGCUCCUCAGAGGAGGAAAGGGAGGACCAUCCUCCUCAGUGAAUUACAUUUUUUUUUAUAUAUAUAGUGAAACAUUUUAAAAAAAAGUUAUCAUUUUUAGAUAGAACUAUACUAAAUAUAUUCACAUCACCAAAUAAUUGAUUACAACACUGUUUUGCAAUGAAGGUCUACAGUAGCCUCAGCAGCACUCUGUAGGGUAGCACCAUGGCACAGCUAGCUUCUGUCCUCCUCUGGGUACAUUGACUUCAAUACAAAAUCUAGGAGGCUCAUGGUUCUCAUCCCCCUCCAUAGACUUACACAGUAAUAAUGACAACUUCUGGAGGACGUCCUCCAACCUAUCAGAGGUGUUGCAUCAUGAACUGACAUGUUGUCCACCAAAUCAAAGGAUCAGAGAAUUAAUCUAGAACUAAAAGCAUAAGCUACAGCUAGCUAGCACUGCAUUGCUAACAUUUUUGAACAAAUACAUUUCUUCCAACAUUAAGAAGAACCAAGAGAGAGAGAGAGCUAGCUAUAUUUGGUUGUAUCUUCUUUACUUUCCCUUAGCUAGCAAAUGCGGCUAGCUAGUUUAGCCUACUCAUACACCUGGCUUAAACAGAGAGGGAUGCUAUGUUAGCUAGCUGGCUAUGGCUAUCCAACACUGGAACAAUUCCAAGUCAAGGUAACCUUGAUGUUUUAUUAAUUUAUUUCCACUGGUGUAACUGCUAAACUGCUUUCUGACUGUACACUGUACUGCAUGAUUGUAACGGAUUGACUAAUGCGUUAGUUCUAUUAUUUCUAGUUGACUAUGACAACUACAGUAUGUAGGCUGUGUAACCGUUAGCGGUCAUGAUAUGGUUUGGCUUGGAAAGUUAUUUUUGCCUGGUCACAGACAGCUGAUGUGUUGUGCACUGAAAUCCACAAAGGAAGGGGAAAGGUAAGAGGAGGAGAGCGAAUAGAUAGUUGCGAGAAGGAAUUAUGUAUACAAAAAGCAAAGCUUGCUGUUUUUAUGUUGCUGCUAUGAAAGUGAACUGUUUGCUUGUGAUAACUGGUGUAUUCAUUCCGACGAUUCUGUUAAAAUGUUUCUUAAACGUAAGAAAUCGGAACGAAAUAUUUGUCCAAUAGAAACUCAUUUGCAACUGUUGGACUAAUGAUUACACCCUAGAUCAGCUAGAUGCAGGCAAGAGUGCAAGGCGGUAUUGAAUGUGUAACUGACGGUCACCUUGAUUACUCAAAAUUCUCUCGACCUGUGCACCUAUUUUGUAAACUUUCAUUCAUAGGUUAGGUUGUAGGAACUUCAUGAUGGGUACAGGGACAAUUUUUGUAUCAUGUAGUAGCCUAAACCUAUGGAUGUUACAUUGAGCUUGGUGAAUGGAAUAUGAAUGACAGUCAUCCAAUAUGCUGUAAUAGAAAUAAGGCCAUGCUCAUAAAAAACUAAAUAAUCCUACCUCAUCUUAAAACGGCACCAACAGCCACUGCCAUAGAUGCUAAUGCUAAGCCAUAGCUCGAUAUACAAAUCUCGGUUUUCUGACUAGUCUGGCCCAUAGGCCACUUUCUAGGUAUGCAUAAGAUGUGGAAAAUGUGUAAUUAAGGUGAACAAACCCCAAAGCCCAUUUCCCACUGACAGAAAAAAAUAGGAAGCAGUUUCCUCACAAGGCCCGCUGCUGUGCAAAUCAAACACUUCUGAAUGUUAUGUCCAUAAAUCCACUCUAAUCAAUUGAUUGAAUACAUUCAAUGUAUUAGUUAAACAUGUAUUCCUGUUAACGACUGCAUGUUAAUUAAUUUGUGCUUAUUUUGAAGUGUUGCCUCUUUAACGGUGUCCCUUACCCUGCCCCAGUCCUGCGGUGUCUGGGCAUCCCUGCCAGGGUGGUCAGCAACUUCAACUCCGCCCACGACAACACAGGGAACAUAAUCACGGAUCUCAUCUUCAACUCUGUGGGAAAUCAACUUGAACUGAACGAGCGCCUUACCAGGGACUCAAUCUGGUAG
Molecule: messenger RNA, 19679 nt
Organism: Coregonus sp. 'balchen'
Lineage: Eukaryota; Metazoa; Chordata; Actinopteri; Salmoniformes; Salmonidae
Source: the annotation of a GenBank genome assembly